GAGCCAGAACCGGAGCCGGAGGCAGCGCCCAGCCCCGCCGCUGCCAGAGGCUCGGCGCUUGCCGGACGGGGCGGACGGCGGCUCCCGGCGGGAGCAGCGAGGGGGGCGCCAUGGCCGACGUGUUCCCGGGCCCCGAGCCCGGCGCGGCCCCGGACGUGGUGCAGCGCUUCGCUCGCAAGGGAGCCCUGAGGCAGAAGAACGUGCACGAGGUGAAGGAGCAUAAAUUCACCGCGCGCUUCUUCAAGCAGCCCACGUUCUGCAGCCACUGCACCGACUUCAUCUGGGGAUUUGGGAAACAAGGAUUUCAGUGCCAAGUUUGCUGCUUUGUGGUUCACAAGAGGUGCCAUGAAUUUGUUACCUUUUCUUGUCCUGGUGCAGACAAAGGGCCUGACACUGAUGAUCCCAGAAGCAAACAUAAGUUUAAAAUCCACACAUACGGAAGCCCGACUUUCUGUGACCAUUGUGGAUCAUUACUUUAUGGACUUCUACAUCAAGGGAUGAAAUGUGACACUUGCGAUAUGAAUGUUCACAAACAGUGUGUAAUAAACGUCCCAAGUCUGUGUGGAAUGGAUCACACAGAGAAAAGAGGAAGGAUUUAUCUGAAAGUUGAAGUCAGUGGUGACAAACUGCAAGUCACAGUACGAGAAGCAAAAAACUUAAUCCCUAUGGAUCCAAACGGACUUUCAGAUCCAUAUGUGAAGCUGAAACUUAUCCCUGACCCUAAGAAUGAAAGUAAACAAAAAACAAAAACUAUCCGUUCCACUCUAAACCCACAUUGGAAUGAGUCAUUUACAUUUAAAUUGAAACCUACGGACAAAGAUCGACGGUUAUCUAUAGAAGUUUGGGACUGGGAUCGAACAACUAGAAAUGAUUUCAUGGGAUCUCUAUCAUUUGGGGUGUCAGAGCUUAUGAAAAUGUCAGCGUGUGGAUGGUACAAGUUGCUUAAUCAAGAAGAAGGUGAAUACUACAAUGUCCCAAUUCCAGAAGCUGAUGAUGAUGGAAAUGUGGAACUCAGACAGAAGUUUGAGAAAGCCAGACUUGGGCCAGCUGGUAACAAAGUCAUUACUCCAAUAGAAGACAGGAUUUCCAAUAUACCAUCCAACAACCUGGACAGUGUGAAGCUGACAGAUUUCAACUUUCUCAUGGUGCUUGGGAAGGGGAGCUUUGGAAAGGUGAUGCUGGCAGACAGGAAGGGGACGGAGGAGCUGUAUGCAGUCAAAAUAUUGAAGAAAGAUGUGGUGAUUCAGGAUGAUGAUGUGGAAUGUACCAUGGUUGAAAAACGAGUCCUAGCGCUGCAGGAUAAGCCACCUUUCCUAACCCAGCUGCAUUCUUGCUUCCAAACAGUUGAUCGUCUGUACUUUGUUAUGGAGUAUGUGAAUGGUGGUGACCUCAUGUAUCACAUUCAGCAAGUAGGAAAAUUUAAGGAGCCACAGGCAGUGUUUUAUGCAGCUGAGAUUUCAAUUGGGCUAUUCUUUCUCCAUAAAAGAGGAAUUGUUUAUAGAGAUCUGAAAUUAGAUAAUGUGAUGUUGGAUUCAGAAGGACACAUAAAGAUUGCAGAUUUUGGGAUGUGCAAAGAACAUAUGGCAGAUGGCGUAACAACAAGGACAUUCUGCGGCACUCCAGACUACAUUGCACCAGAGAUUAUUGCUUAUCAGCCUUAUGGAAAAUCAGUAGAUUGGUGGGCCUAUGGCGUGCUGUUAUAUGAGAUGCUAGCGGGCCAGCCUCCAUUUGAUGGGGAGGAUGAAGAUGAACUCUUCCAGUCCAUAAUGGAGCAUAAUGUGUCCUAUCCUAAAUCGCUGUCCAAAGAAGCUGUUUCUAUCUGCAAAGGGUUAAUGACAAAACACCCUGCAAAAAGGCUUGGCUGUGGGCCUGAGGGAGAGCAAGAUGUCAGGGAACAUUCGUUCUUCAGGAGAAUCGACUGGGAGAAACUGGAGAACAGAGAGAUUCAGCCGCCAUUCAAGCCUAAAGUGCACUUCUGUACCAAAAUGCACUGGCUUCAGUGGGCAUCGAGGUAUUCGUGUGGCAAAGGUGCUGAAAACUUCGAUAAAUUCUUUACUCGAGGACAACCAGUGUUAACACCGCCUGAUCAGCUGGUCAUUUCUAACAUAGACCAAACAGAUUUUGAAGGGUUCUCCUAUGUCAACCCACAGUUUGUACACCCAAGCUUACUAAGUAUAGUAUGAAGCUGAUAGACAUGAACAAACCACACAGUGGAAAAUGGACCUUUGCCCUAGAAUUUUUAGGCCUUUGCCUUGUUGGUUUCAGUUGGGCCUGGAAAUUGUAGAGUAAAAAGUUCAGGAGGAGGGGGAGGGAAAAGGACAUUCAUUCAGGAUUUGGCUUUGCAACAAAGAGAAGUUGUCUUAGUAGGAGCUCAUGUAAUAUACAGUGCCCAUUUAUUCACACUGCUGGCUGUAGGGUUACUCUUAUGAAGUCAGCCAUUUUUGGUAUAUUUUAAUAUAUUUGCAUAGUUUCUGUUGACCUUUUCCAGUUCCCCUCCAGCACUGGAAAAGCAUAUUAGAAAGAAUGAAACAGCAUCAAGUAGACUGAAAAAAAAGCAACCCACCUUAAAAUGGAAAGUCUUCAGCCCUUAAAUGUGGAUAGCAUGUAAUGUGAGCACUCGGCCCUGAGGGACUACUCUUCCUUUUGGUCUUCCUGAUGAAACAGCACAAGUGACUGGAAGGGAAGGGUAACUGGGGGGCGGGGAGGAGCACUGUGUAAGAUUGCUCAAAGCCAGAUGUUUCAAAACUAUUGCUUUUAGGUACCAGGUUGUUUUUUUAAUGAAAUAAAGUCGGAGUCUUGGGCUCUGAGACUCACUUGCAGACACAAAUUUAAACAGAUUUUCAGUAGCAGUCAGAUAUUUAGGACUGAUGGUAACUAGCGCACAGGACAAAUAUUAACUCAAGGAUAAAAUUGCAUAAUUAAUAGUAAUAAAAAUAAUAAUACUUGUGUUAACUUUAAUCUCCAUGAGAUUAUUCUGUGAUCCAGGGUGCCAUUGUUAGUUAUAUUAAUUUAAUUUACACCACUACUCAAGUUCAUUGUUAGCCAGUUCUACUAAUACCAGUAUUUUGCUAUAAAACUUUUUUUAACCAGAGUAUGAAACAGAACUGUAACCCCUUACAACCCACUCACGCUUAUUCAUUUAGUAGGCUGCAGAGUAGGGUAGUAGAGGAGAGCACUGUGUGCAGUAAUUUAAUGACAGUGUGGAGUUCAGAGUCACUUUCUGCUUUCCCCAAGAUAACUUAGAAAAAUAUGAGGGUUUUUUGUCUAAAUUCCACUUUAAAUAUUGGUUAAAAACCUGUGGAACUGUAGAACUGAAAUAAAAAGCAGUUAAAAAUUGUUUUAUUGGUAGAAGGGAAUGUAAUACAUUUUGCAGAUGCUUCAUGCAAUGAAUUUUGCAUGUUUAAUAAUAACCCUUAAUAAGCAAAUCUCUAUUAUUGACAUCGUAUCAAGUAUAAAGAGAGUAUUUAAAAAAUUAUAAGACAAAAUUGUGCUGUUUGUGAAGGUACUUGUUCUAAAUUAGUAUUAUUAUUUAGAUUUAGCUUAAUGUUUUAUUGCUAAUUUUUUCUGUUUUUGUUUUGUUUUUUUAUUUAGUUUAUGGAUAUGGUCAAUGGAAUAGGAUAUACUAUUUUUUUUAAAUGUAGAUCUAUUUUUAAACAGUAAUGGCUACCUGCAGGUUUUAUACAAGAUUCAUUGAUGCUUCUAUUUCACAUCUAUUACUUGCAAAAAAGAAAAUAGAUUUUCUUUAUUUGCAGUGAUGAACAUUGUAAUUGCAAUCUUGUAGCAAUCACCUGGUUAAAAUGAUUGAUAUUUCCUCUUAGAUCUUACUAGAAGAUAUUGAUUCAAAGAUUAGUAAAUACUUUUGUGCAUAUUUUGGUUCCAUGAUGGCAUGUAAAUUGGUAUAGUCAUUUCCUUUUCCUUUUCCUUUUGCCUUGCUAAUGUUAGCGAUCUUAGACAUAUUUUGCCUUCCAGAUGUGCAUGUCAGUGCCAGAAGCAUGCUGUCUCUAUUGCUGCAUGCAGAGUGAUCUACUGUUUUUUCCCCAGCAUGUAAACUUACUCUCAUGCAAAGUAAAAUAUUUCCCAUAAAAUACUUAUGAACGAAUCAGAAUCUGUAACGAAGGGUGCAAUUUCCUUAACAUCAGUUUUCUAUUACAAUAGAUCAUCUAAACUGUGCCAAAAUACUGUGGAAGGGCCCAGUCCUGUAAACUGUUACUCAUAUGAUUAUUCCUUACCUCCUUGAGCAAUCUCACAGAUUGCAGUGGAAUGAUGUCUGUGUGAAAUUCAGCCAUGUGCAGACGGCCAGUAUAAAGCUUAUGUAUCUCUUCUAGUCUCAAAAUUUGAGGGUGUCAGUGGUGCACAGUCCUCAUGACUUGUGCUGAUCUUCUGCACAGGAAUGGAUUUCACCCACAGAUACCCUAUUGCAAUUGCUGGGACCACUCUCAGAAGAAAAGGUCUACUCAUGUGAGUAUGAGUUUUUGGGAUCAAACUUGAAGUGAAUGAAAAUGGCUACUGGUAAAAUGGAACAUUCUAAGAUCUUAGAGAAGCACACUGCAAAUGAGGAGCACUAUAAACAAACCAGAGCUCAAGCUAUUGCUAAACUACAGAAAAUUUCAAACAAAAUUUAAAAUUGUUUUAGGAAUAAUAAUUUUAAAACAAAAUCUGUGUCAAAAUAGUAAGUUAUCUGCCAAACCUGAGAAUGAAUUGUCUUAUUUGUCAAUCAUAUGUAUCUUUUUAAAAACAUGGGUAUGCAACAUAAAGUAUGUGGACACCUGUAGAACUUCAUGACCUUCUACAUUAUUCUAAUCUACUAGCAUCAAACUCCUGACACGGGAUAGGGAAGCAAGGCAUCAAGCCACAUUUGAUGGUGAGUUCAGUAAGUUACUUCAGAGGCUCAGAUUUAGAAUAAGGGGCUGUUAACAUCACAGCCGCCGAUAUUGAUGGGAGCUGUCAUUAAAUGUACUCUAGGGGUACAUCUGCCCUGCAAUAAAAAACCUCCGGCACCCAGUCUCAGAGCCUGGUCAAUUGAAUUGGGCUCAUGGUGUUCAGGGCUACAAAUUCCCUGAUGUUCAAGGGAUGUUCAAGGUCAGGCUUGUGCCUGGCCUCUGAUACCCUCCACCCUUGCGAGGCUUCAGAGCCAUGGCUGCAGCCCAAAACCAAAGAUCUAUACUGCAAUUUUUAGCCGAAUCCUGCAAGCCUAAGUCAGCUGACUCCGGCCAGUUAUGGCUGAGCCAGUAGUCUUUUAUUGCAGUGUUGGUGUACCCUUGGAGUAUGAUGUUGGGCGUUAAGUAAUGGAGUAAGGAGUAAUGGAGUAAGUAAUUUGAAAAGGACAGCAGAGCACAGGAGAUCUAGAGAUGAGAGAAGCAGCUGGGGAGAAAUGGAACAGAGCCAAGCUGGACAGGAGAUUGGUAAACAAGAUAUGGAACUUGUGUUUUCCUUAAGUGAUAUCAGUUGUGAAGUGGAGCUGUGGAAUUUCAGUUGUAGACCCACAUUUUAAAUGUUAAACAGUACUGUGCCGACUGGGGCAUAGCAUUAAAGGGCUGGUCCAACAUCCAAACCUCAAAAAGAUUUGCUUUUGUUCAUUUCCUCAAGAUUUUUCAUUUUCUUAAGCACUUGCACAUGCUCUGCAGUUGGUAAGGUAAAAAACAGGAAGUCAUCUCUGAUCAUGUUACCUCAAAGUUCCUGUGUUUGGGACUUCUCCUGUCGUCUUGUGUAGGUUUUUGUAAUGCUAAAAAGGGGAACUGUGAACUCACCCAUCCUGCAAGGAUAAGGCAAUAUUGUGCAGAACUGUCUAAAAGUGACUGUCUAGACAAGUUAUCGUUAAUUAACUCCUAUACCUUACUCAUGAGGUUUCAUAUGAGCCCUGAAGUUAGGACCAGCCCUUUACACACAAUUUAAAAGGCACAUCCAGUGAUUUCCUCAUGAUUUGGAAAUGCAUUAUAGAAAGUAACACCCUACGUGUACAGCAAAAAUGUUCCUAAUACCAUUUUAAUACAGCUGUUAUUUAUUUAUCAGAUAUCUAUAUAUAGGUGUGGCUGUCCAGAGAACUUUGGUUAAAAUGAGUAGUCGUUAACAUUAAAAUGGCCUCAUUUAAGUUAGAACCUUUCCCUUUGAGACAACAAAACCCCCUGAUAUCAAGAGUUUGUAAAACUAGAACUGACAUUUUGUUGCAUUAAUAUUUAGGUGAGAGUUUUAAGAGCCUGAUUUUAUAAGUUCCUGAAUGGACUCUGCUCCUGUUGACUUCUGAAGGAGUUGAGAGUUCCCAGGACCCCCACAAUUAGGUAAUACUGACACUAUGCUGCAGCAAUUGUAUCUGCCUGUUGGAGAUUAAUUGGGCUGAGGGCCGAUAAAUAUAGAGAUGUCCCAAAGAGGUUGUUAAAAUCUCAAUUCAUAGGGAAUUUUAACUAUUGAGAAAAAGUUUUGGCUUCAGGCUGCUAAUCUGAAACUGCUUGCGAUUGACCAUGUUCCAUUUUUCCCCUAAAAAAAAAAAACAACAAACCCCUAAUAAACUGCAUAUUUUUAAAACUAGUGUGUUUUUUAAAAAAAAAAUUGCAAGUAACAUAUCUGUACAUCAUGUGUUAGAAACACUCUCUGUAGAUGCAAAACUCUGUCCAUUUCCCAGCUUGAGGCAAAAAGACAGCUGCAUUAGUGAGUAAGCUGUGAAAUAAAUGGAGUCUGUGUGUUCCUGUCUGUAGGUGAAAUCCACCCCUCUGCAGAGAGCUAGCACAAGCCUUGGAGCCACUUAAGUCACAUGUAAGCCCUUAAGGAAUGAAUUGGUUCCUAGGCCACCUCCUGGUCCUCUUCAUGGUAUGGAUUUUACUCUGUGGGCAAAAUCCUUCAAGUCUUUAUUCACGUCCUAUUGAUUUCAGUGGGAUUACUUGGGUGAGGUAAGGACUGCUACAUGAAUACGGACUUGAAAGACGGAGCCCGGUGAUCUGCACUCCAUUCCUGUUGCUAUCAACAGGAAUUGCACAUGCAUAAAGAGAGAAUACGCUGCGAACAUUAAAAAUUCCAAUGUAACUCAGGUUAGAAAUGCGGGGGAGGAGGAACGGACAUUUAGCCUUUAGACCUUUCAUAGUCUGCAGAAAUAAAAUGUGAUUUUUCUUUCACAACCUAAAUACAAUUACACUGUCAAAACCAUCUAUUAGUGAAUAAAGCAGGGGUGGGCAAACUUUUUAGCCUGAGGACCACAUCUGGGUGGGGAAAUUGCUUGCAGGGCAGGGGGUUGGGGUGAGGUGUGUAGGAAGGGGCUCAAGGCAAGGGGUUGGGGCAGAGGAGGGGUGCAGGGCAUACGAGGGGGCUCACGGAAGGGGGUUAGGGUGCAGGAGGGAUGUGGAGUGUAGGAGGGGGCUCAGGUCAGGGGCUUGAGGUUCAGGAAGGGGGUUGGGGUGCAGGAAGCAUGUGGGAUGCAGCAGGGGGCUCAGGGCAGGGAGCAGGGGUGCAGGAUGCGGCAGGGGGCUCAGGGCAGGGAGCUGGGGUGUGGGAUGCAGGAGGGGUUCAGGCUCCGGCCCAGCGCUGCUUAGCUAGAGUGGCUCUGGGGUGGCAGCGGUGCACAGUAGGGCCAGGUCAGGCUCCCUGCCUGCCAGCCCCAGCCCCGCACCGUACCACUCCGGGAAGCAGCCAGCACCACGUCCCUGCACGGCCUCAGAAGCUCCCAUUGGCCGGAGGUACCCACAUGCAAGAGCAGGGUGCGGAGCUCUCUGCUGCCCCACUCCCACCCCCACCCCCAGAGGCUGCAGGGACGUGGUGUCUCCACUUCCUGGAGCGGCAGUGGCAAUCCCGCAGGCCGGAUCCAAAGCUCCGAGGGGCUGGAUAAUAAUUUUCCUGCCUCUGGAAUUAACCUACAGCAUGUGUACACUCUGAUCCUUUAAAAUCCUUCCUAUCCUUCAGGUCAAUUCCAUUGGAAAACAACUGAGCUCCUGUAAAACAAGGGGAAAAGCCUGUCUCCUGGUAGGAAAGGUGGAAUGUUAAAAGUCCAGUGUUGCAGUUCCUGAUGACACUUAUGGGUAUUGGUAUUCUACUGUUGAGAAUAGUCCACUUCCACUUUAAUUGAAUUGUCUCGAUAGCACUGACCCCCCACUUGAUAAGGCAACUCCCAUCUUUUCAUGUACUGUGUAUAUAUACCUGCCUACUGUAUUUUCCACUCCAUGCAUCUGAUGAAGUGGGUUUUAACCCAGGAAAGCUAAUGCCUAAAUAAAUUAGUUAGUCUCUUAAGUACUCCUCGUUGUUUUUACUUAUGGGUAUGUUUCCCUUCGGUGCAUGCACAUGACUCCAGUUAAACUGAGUGGGAGUUGCAUGCAAUCAUCAAAGGGAGAAGAUACUCAAUACUAAGCAAAGCACAACAUUGGAAAUACCAGUGAUAAAUAUUUGAUAUCAUUAGAAAGAGUAUUUGUAGUAUUUGGUUUGCCGUAGCUGUGCUAACCUGCCAAGGAAUUUCUGGAAAUGUAAUAUGAUUUUGUUUGUUUUAGUCAUUGCCAUAAAUUGUUGUAUAUGGUUUUUGUUUCUUUACAAACAUCCGUGUCAAAUACAGGAACUCAGAUCUGUGCUGUUAGUUAGGGAGACAUUUAGCUACAUUAAAAAGUAAAAGACGGUAGAUAAAAGCCAAACCACUUUUUCCUUCAAUUCCCUAACUUUAGAAACUAUUUGAAAUGUUUAAAUGAAGUGUUAUACAAAAAUUGACACAGUAACCAUGUCUGAUUUCACAUCAAUGAAUAGCGGUGCCAGUAAUGAUUGGUAAUUAAAUAGCCUUAUAAUGCAUAGUCAUGCACUGAAGCCCUCCUGUUCAUAAGAAAAUCGAGAGGGGGGGAGUGCUCUCAUGUUCUGAACAUAGGUCUGGGAUACAUGAACGUGUUCUGAUCCCAGGUCGAUCACUGACUCCCUCUGUGGCCUUGGGCAAGUUACUUAACCUCUCUGCCUCAGUUUCCCCAUCUGUAAAAUGGGGAUAAUAAUACUUACGUCCUUCACCAGGUAUUGUGAGGACUACUUAGUUAAUGUUUCUAAUGCACUUUUAACAUGAAAAGUGUUAUGUAAUUGUAAGUAUUAUUAUAUUUUUUUAAUAAUAAAUAAAUCAGUUUAUUCAAUUCACAUGGUGUUGCUGGAUAUACCAUGCUAUUUAUACUUUUAUAUAACUUUAGUAAUUCUACUGAAACCAUUUAAAAGAAAUAACAUAUCUGUUUCUUAUAGGAUCUGGAGUACAGCUUAGCUCUUGUUAACUGAACUCAUAUCACAAUGUGAAGUGUUGCUUGCCAGUCGUGUAGAAGUCAAUUGCACUACCCGUUUUCCAACUACUGAGACUUUUUUGUGCAAUUUAAAAUAUUUUAGCAGAAUUGAUUGUAGAGCAAAAUUCCAUAUGGCUAAAUAAAAUUGACAACCCAGUUGUUUUCUAGUAACGCUCUGUUAUAUCUCUUAACAGGGGAGAAGUGAUCUUUUGUUUGCAGUUGUCCCAUCAGUGAGGAUUUUGUUCAGCUGGUAAUUUAACUUGCUGGGCUCCUGCUUCAUCUAGCUCCAUGCUUAGCUACAGCGUCAUAGAUAGUUCAGCUUGCAUGGAAAACAGCCCCAGAUGCUAUAUUUUUCUUCUAUCUGUGAUGACUGGCUAAAAAUUCUGUAAUGUUUAUAAAUCAUUUUAAGGAUAGAAAUGCAAAAGCAAUAGCAACAACAUUGAUCAUGUUCCAGGCCUUCGCCUGCUUCCAUUGAAGCCAUAGAGUUGGAUUUCACUCUGGUUUAUUACUGGUGUAACUUCAUUCACUUAUUUUUAAUGUCCCCUGAAGUCCAGUGAUGCAAGGGCACAAUCCCGCUGCUAGUAAACUCAGGACGUUUUUCUAUUUACUUCAAUGGGAGUCAGAAUAGGUGGUAGGUGAGAUCCAAAUCUGUUGCCCUUUUAUGUCAAUGGGAGCAGACUGGGCCGUAUACUAAUUUUUGAUUAGAAGGAACUGCAGUGAAAUCUUCAGCUAAUAGCAAGUUAUUUUUUAUAAUUUAUAAAUAGGUGAAAGAAACAGAUUUUAAGAACAAUAAUCUUUGUUUUUUAAUCUUUAUAAGCCACCAUUUUUUUUAAAAAGAAUAAUUUGAAUUGAUAAAGUAACAAACUGUUGGGUUUUUUUCCCGGUUGAACAAUUGUGCAAAAUCAGCAUUAUUUGCACCCUUGCCUUUAGGGCUCAGUCUUGCUGAUCACUUUGGCUCUGAUCCAGCCAAGCGCUUCAUGGUACUUUACUUUACUUUAAGCACAUGAGCAAUCCCCCUGAAAUUAGUACAACUACUCACAGGUUUAUAGCUCAGAAUGUACUUCAGUACAGUACUGGAUCCAGGGUCAUAGUGCUCCACACCUUGCAGAAAUGAGCCUUUAGCCCAAUUCAGAAAAGCACAUAAUCAUAUGCUUAAGUCCAUCUGUACUUAACUUCAAGCAGCACAGGCUUAAGUCCCAUUGAAGUCAGUGGGACUUAAACACGUGCUUGAGUGUUUUGCUAAAUUAGAAGCUUAGUGAGUAUUCUUGCUGUAGUAAGGCGAAGAUUUAACACUGUCGAUUUAUUUCCCCAGAAAGAGUUUCAAAUGUAUUCCCUUCUUUGAGUUACUAGAAUGAAUGUAAAAGCUUAAAAAUGCAGCUCACAAUACUUGUACUUUUAGCAAGAUAAUGUCUGUCUUUUAUAGAAUAUGCCUGAAACAUUUGAAAUCAUUGCAUUUGUUGUGUUAACAUUCUUUUAUUUUUUUAACAAGGAAUAUCACCUUGAAAUCAUUAACAGUGAAGGAUAUCAUUUUAAGACACAAACUUUGUUUUUAUAAAGAGGAGAACAUUAUUUUCUUAUUAUUUAAUUGCAAGAUACUAUAGGAAAAUGUGGAAAGGUGAUUCAUUUCUCAAAAAAUAUUGGAAGAAUAGCUGGCAAGAUUGAUGUAUAAAUUACUACAUUGUUUUUUCUUAGUUCUUUAACAUUUAAUCUUUGUUUGCAUGAUAUGCUUUUGUUAAAUAUUAAUUGUAGUUUGAAAGCAAGUGUGUCUGAAUAAAGAUACUUGAUCAUU
Molecule: messenger RNA, 11001 nt
Organism: Dermochelys coriacea (leatherback sea turtle)
Lineage: Eukaryota; Metazoa; Chordata; Testudines; Dermochelyidae
Gene: PRKCA
Product: protein kinase C alpha
Exons: 18
Coding region: 111-2183 (690 amino acids)
Biological process (GO): protein phosphorylation
Molecular function (GO): zinc ion binding; ATP binding; diacylglycerol-dependent serine/threonine kinase activity
Source: RefSeq, a predicted model, not a curated record